CUGAUCAAAACACAAAAAAUGACUACGUGAAGUCUGUUGUCAUACGAAAUAGUAAACUUGUACAAGUAAUUAUUUAAAAUAUGAUGCAGUGAGUGUAAUUUAUAUUGUUAUCCUCAGGGAUUAUUCUUCUAUCUUUCAUCCUUUCUACGAAACAAUGGGUCGUUCGAAACUUAAGAGGCCAGCAGUCGACGAGCCCUCUGAAGACACCAGUAAAGUUCCUAUUGAAAAUUUACCGAAGAAGCUUCUCUGGAUGCACGUGAACAGCGGUACGAAGAUUAGGAAUGUGUUGGGGUAUGCCCUGCUUGAAUUUCCAAAUCGUCCUUGUAUUCUGUGGUCUGGCGCUGGUCAAGGAAUUGGCAAAGUUAUAACAUGCGCUGAAUUAUUUAAAAAGAAAAAUACUGGUCUUCAUCAAUUAACUAAACUCUGCUAUGUAGAAUCGAGAAAUUCCAGUGUAAAGGAAACGCAUGAAAAAAUUCGGCGAGUCCCGGAAAUACAUAUUUUACUGUCAAGAGAUUCCAUGUACUCCAAAGAAUCUGGUUAUCAGGCACCAAACAAUUCCGGAACAUUUUGGGACGUCAACAACGAAGGGACUUCGGAAGGGAUAACGGAAACAACGAAAAUACAAUCUAACAGUAAAAUGUCGAAUAAAGCGGCUGAGGAAUUCACAGCGAUGGGUCUGAGAAUGGGACAGAAACGUCCAAGGAAGGAGCAACAAACGGAAACGCCAUCGAAGAAAAAUAAGAAAAAGGAUAAUGGCAAUCAGUCAAAGAUAUGAUUAUAAAACUAUAACAAUGCAAAUAAAGUAACUCUUAUUUUAA
This is a messenger RNA of Cephus cinctus (wheat stem sawfly), 818 nucleotides long. It is a transcript of the gene Rpp25, whose product is annotated as ribonuclease P protein subunit p25-like protein. Gene Ontology annotation, molecular function: RNA binding. Gene Ontology annotation, biological process: tRNA 5'-leader removal. Gene Ontology annotation, cellular component: ribonuclease MRP complex. Lineage: Eukaryota; Metazoa; Arthropoda; Insecta; Hymenoptera; Cephidae. The coding region runs from base 155 to 775 and encodes 206 amino acids. The transcript has 5 exons. The record is from RefSeq and is a predicted model, not a curated record.